CAGACAGGACACCCGACCGGUUUAUUCACAGAGAACAUAACUGUGUACUCAGCGUCGUUUUGCACAUCGCUAGUAGCCAUGAGCGUUACUCCCAGCUUCAUGCCGAGGUUAUGCGUUAAGCAGCCUUACCUUCGUUUCCCAAAGAGCGCUCUGACAGAGAACAGACAGGAGCAGACCCCAGAGUACCCCAGAUACUAAAAUGAAUCUCACACCCGCUGCUGCCAUCACAGACAUGAACACCUGUGUCAAUAGUUUUGGAAAUAACACUCUGUUGAGUUCCCAGGCUUCCCUCAUUUCUGGUACCAUCUUUCUUGCUUUGGCGGCCUCCCUGGGACUCCCCGGUAAUGCCUUUAUCAUUUGGAGUAUAUUGUGGAAAUUGAAGGGACGAGAGAAAUCCGUGACCUGCAUUCUUAUCCUCAACCUGGCAGUUGCUGAUGGAACUAUCCUUCUCCUUACCCCAUUCUUCAUUACUUUCAUGGUCAAGAAGAACUGGAUUUUUGAUCGAGCAGUCUGCAAAGUGGCCUAUUAUCUAUGUUGCCUUAAUAUGUAUGCCAGCAUCUUUAUUAUAGCUUUAAUGAGCUUGGACCGGUUCUUAGCUGUCUUCCGACCAUAUAUGGCUCAGUCUCUCCGUAAACGGGAAGUUGUGACAAAAGUUCUGUUAGCCAUCUGGCUUUUGGCUGGUGCUUUGGCUCUCCCAGCUUUUGCUUACCGGGAGGUAAUUCACAAUCAAAAGCUGAAUAUCAGUAUUUGUGAACCUUGUCAUGCAAGCCGUGGAGAAGCUAUAUUCCAUUACACUUUUGAAACGCUUGUCGCCUUCUUGGUUCCUUUUCCUAUGGUGUGUAUUAGCUAUGUGUUAGUAUUGGUCAAGCUCAAGACAAGCCGAUUUGGUCAAAGGUCACGAAUAGAAAAACUAAUAGCAGCCAUAUUGGUGACAUUUGCUGUUCUAUGGCUUCCAUACCAUGUGGUCAAUGCAAUGCAAGUUGUUUCAAAUCUGACCACAGGAAAUAUAUCUGAGAAACUAGCAAAAGCGUCUAAAGUGAGCAGAGCUGGAGCUACAGCUUUGGCUUUCUUCAGUGCAUGCGUCAACCCUCUGCUUUAUGCAUUUGCUGCCUCUGACCUUUUUAGGGUAUUUGGGGUGGGCUUUGUGGCAAAGCUUCUGGAGGGGACUGUGGCAGAGAUACAGAAAAGGGUUAAGUCCCAACGAGAUCUUGUUAAGGGUCUUGUUAGAGUUGGUAGCCGGGGAGAAUCCGUGGACAUGGAACUGCGGAAUGGUGUGAAAGAAGUGCCCUUGAAUGGAGAUCUAGGACCUUUUCUGCCAACACAUAACUCCUAGUUACUGAAGUGCAC
Spea bombifrons (plains spadefoot toad) is the source of this 1347-nucleotide messenger RNA. RefSeq names its product leukotriene B4 receptor 2-like. Gene Ontology annotation, molecular function: complement receptor activity; leukotriene receptor activity. Gene Ontology annotation, biological process: phospholipase C-activating G protein-coupled receptor signaling pathway; inflammatory response; complement receptor mediated signaling pathway. The transcript has 2 exons. Bases 200 to 1333 code for a protein of 377 amino acids. Gene Ontology annotation, cellular component: plasma membrane. The record is from RefSeq and is a predicted model, not a curated record. NCBI's taxonomy places the organism in Eukaryota, Metazoa, Chordata, Amphibia, Anura, Pelobatidae.